AUGGCGUCUUUACAGAUCCUGUCUGACCUCCACCUGGAAGCCCCCAAGGCGUACGAUUUAUUUGACAUCGCUCCCAAAGCGCCCUACCUGGCGCUUCUGGGCGAUAUCGGCAAUGUCAAAGACGAUGGUUUGUUUAUCUUUCUUGAAGCUCAGCUUCAAAAGUUUCAGAUCGUCUUUUUCCUCUUAGGAAACCACGAGCCUUACCAUUCCAGUUGGACGACUGCAAGGGAAAAAAUGCAAAACUUCUCUAACACUAUUUACCAGAAACGAACACAGGAAGGUCAGCACCUGGGGGAGUUUGUGUUUAUGGAUCAGGCACGCUACGAUAUCUCCCCUCACAUCACCGUUCUGGGCUGCACACUAUACUCCAGAGUCCCCAAAAGCCAAGAGACUCAUGUUAGCUUUGGCCUUAAUGAUUUUUAUCACAUUGAGGAUUGGACUGUUGAGGCCCAUUGCGCCGCCCAUGAGGCUGAUCGAACAUGGCUUAACGAUCAGGUUUCUCAUAUUGUGAAGUCGGAACCCCGUCGCAAGAUAGUGAUAUUAAGUCAUCAUAGUCCAACCCUUGCCGCAGCCGCUGUUGACCCCGUGCAUGCAAACAGCCUUAUCUCUUCAGGGUUCGCAACGGACAUCGCAGAAGAACCAUGUUGGAAGAAUACUCAGGUGUGUCUGUGGGCAUUUGGACAUACGCACUACAAUUGCGAUUUCGUAGAUGACAAGACUGAGAAACGACUUGUGGCGAAUCAGAGGGGGUACUACUUCGCUCAGUCGAAGGCGUUCGAUCCAGAGAAAUCCCCUGCGAUGGCGUCCAUCACCCGUGCGUUGCGGCCUUUGUGCCGGACUACUCCCUCCUUCCGCAUGGCCGCAAGACGGCCAUUGCCCUCUCAUUUAGCUCGGAGUACCCAUGCAUUCUCUACCACUUCCCGCCGGCGGGAUGUCGACUUGUCCAAUCUGACACCAACCCCAAUCACCCUUCUUUCCGAAACAGAGUCGAUGAUGGCCGACACAGUGUCAAAGUUCGCUCAGGAGCAGAUUGGACCUAAAGUCCGAGACAUGGAUGAGGCGGAAGCCAUGGACCCGGCCAUUGUCGAGCAACUGUUCGAGCAAGGGUUGAUGAGUAUUGAGGUCCCCGAGGAAUACGGUGGAGCGGGUAUGAACUUCACAUCCGCCAUCGUGGCGAUCGAGGAACUGGCAAGGAUUGACCCUAGCGUCAGUGUCAUGGUCGAUGUUCAUAACACACUCGUGAACACGGCUAUCAUGAAAUAUGGUGAUGCCCAGGCGAGGCGGACGUGGUUGCCCAAGCUGUCCACCGGCACUGUGGGUUCAUUCUGUCUGUCGGAGCCUGCGUCUGGAUCGGAUGCUUUCGCUCUGCAGACCAAGGCUGAGAAGCUUACCGAUGGAUAUAAGCUGAAUGGUUCGAAGAUGUGGAUCACCAACGCUAUGGAAUCUGGUGUAUUCAUCGUCUUCGCCAACCUUGACCCCAGCCAAGGGUACAAAGGUAUCACUGCCUUUAUUGUUGAGAAGGAUACACCAGGGUUCUCUAUUGCUAAGAAGGAGAAGAAGUUGGGCAUCCGCGCCAGCAGCACCUGCGUGCUCAACUUCGACGACGUGGUGAUCCCCAAGAGCAACCUCCUGGGUGAAGAAGGACAGGGCUACAAAUAUGCCAUCAGCGUUCUUAACGAGGGUCGCAUUGGUAUUGCUGCUCAGAUGACUGGGUUAGCACUGGGUGCCUGGGAGAACGCUGCCCGCUAUGUCUGGAACGACCGCCGUCAGUUUGGCCAGCUCAUUGGAACCUUCCAAGGUAUGCAGCAUCAGUUGGCUCAGGCCUACACUGAAAUUGCUGCAGCACGUGCUUUAGUUUAUAAUGCCGCACGCAAGAAGGAAGCAGGUCAAGAUUUCGUCCAGGACGCCGCAAUGGCCAAGCUCUAUGCAUCACAGGUUGCAGGCCGCGUAUCCGGCUCCGCAGUAGAAUGGAUGGGCGGAAUGGGCUUUGUGCGCGAGGGUAUCGCGGAGAAGAUGUUCCGUGAUAGCAAGAUCGGCGCUAUCUAUGAAGGAACCAGCAAUAUCCAGCUGCAGACCAUCGCGAAACUUCUGCAGAAGCAGUAUACUAACUAA
Molecule: messenger RNA, 2112 nt
Organism: Aspergillus pseudotamarii
Lineage: Eukaryota; Fungi; Ascomycota; Eurotiomycetes; Eurotiales; Aspergillaceae
Product: acyl-CoA dehydrogenase/oxidase
Exons: 4
Coding region: 1-2112 (703 amino acids)
Cellular component (GO): mitochondrion
Molecular function (GO): hydrolase activity; acyl-CoA dehydrogenase activity; flavin adenine dinucleotide binding
Source: RefSeq, a predicted model, not a curated record